GCGCCGGGCGCCGCUACCAGAGGGACUGGAGAAUCUGCCGGAGCCGGGCCGGACAGACGCCUGCGAGCCCGCCUCCCUCCGCACCCUCAGCUUUCCGGGCUGGCAGGCGGAUAGUGGCGGCUGUGGAAGUUUUUAAAAUGAAGAAGUUUAAUUUCCGAAAAGUUUUGGAUGGCUUAACUGCCUCUUCCCCUGGCAGUAGUAGCAGCAGUGGCAGUAACAGUGGUGGUGGGGCUGGAAGUGGUUCCAUGCAUCCAGGAGGGACUGCAGGGGUCCUCAGAGAGGAGAUUCACGAAACCUUGACUUCAGACUAUUUCCAGAUUUGUAAGACAGUUCGGCAUGGUUUUCCUUAUCAGCCCACAGCAUUAGCCUUUGAUCCAGUUCAGAAAAUCUUGGCUAUUGGGACGAGAACUGGUGCUAUACGAAUACUUGGGAGACCUGGCGUUGAUUGUUAUUGUCAACAUGAAAGUGGUGCAGCUGUUCUGCAGCUCCAAUUCUUGAUCAAUGAGGGUGCUUUGGUCAGUGCAGGUUCAGAUGAUACACUUCAUUUGUGGAACCUUAGACAAAAAAGGCCAGCUAUUCUUCAUUCUCUUAAAUUUAACAGAGAACGAAUUACUUACUGUCAUCUACCUUUCCAGAGUAAAUGGCUCUAUGUUGGAACAGAAAGAGGAAAUACACAUAUUGUAAAUAUUGAAUCUUUCAUUCUUUCUGGAUAUGUUAUCAUGUGGAACAAGGCAAUUGAACUAUCCACAAAGACUCAUCCAGGUCCAGUUGUACAUUUAAGUGAUAGCCCAAGAGAUGAAGGGAAACUGCUAAUAGGUUAUGAAAAUGGUACUGUAGUAUUCUGGGACUUGAAAUCUAAAAGAGCAGAACUGAGAGUUUAUUAUGAUGAGGCUAUUCAUUCAAUUGAUUGGCAUCAUGAGGGCAAACAAUUCAUGUGCAGCCAUUCAGAUGGUAGCUUGACUUUAUGGAACCUGAAAAGCCCAAGUCGUCCUUUCCAGACCACAAUUCCACAUGGAAAAACUCAAAGAGAAGGAAGAAAAUCUGAAUCUUGCAAACCAAUUCUUAAAGUAGAAUACAAAACCUGUAGAAACAGUGAACCAUUCAUAAUAUUUUCUGGUGGACUGUCCUAUGACAAAGCUUGCAGAAGACCAAGUUUAACCAUCAUGCAUGGAAAAGCAAUUACAGUGCUUGAAAUGGAUCAUCCUAUUGUUGAAUUUCUAACUUUAUGUGAAACACCCUAUCCAAAUGAAUUUCAAGAACCCUAUGCCGUUGCUGUACUUCUGGAGAAAGAUCUCAUUGUAGUUGAUCUGACACAAAGCAACUUUCCAAUCUUUGAAAAUCCAUAUCCUGUGGACAUUCAUGAAUCACCAGUUACAUGCACAGCAUACUUUGCUGAUUGCCCACCAGAUUUGAUUCUAGUGCUCUACUCUAUAGGAGUCAAGCAUAAAAAACAAGGAUACAGUAAUAAGGAGUGGCCAAUCAGUGGAGGAGUUUGGAACCUUGGCACACAGACAUAUCCAGAAAUUAUUAUUACUGGUCAUGCAGAUGGAUCGAUAAAGUUUUGGGAUGCUUCUGCAAUAACUCUGCAGAUGCUGUACAAGCUAAAAACUUCAAAAGUGUUUGAAAAACAGAAGGUAGGAGAAGGAAAACAAACAUGUGAAAUUGUAGAGGAAGAUCCAUAUGCCAUUCAGAUGAUCUACUGGUGUCCAGAGAGCAGAAUAUUCUGUGUAUCAGGAGUCUCUGCCUAUGUCAUAAUUUAUAAAUUCAGCAGACAUGAAAUUACAACAGAAAUAGUGUCAUUAGAAGUACGACUUCAGUAUGAUAUUGAAGAUAUUAUUACCCCGGAACCAGAAACAAGUCCUCCAUUUCCUGAUCUCUCAUCCCAGCUUCCUUCUUCAAGGAGUCUAUCUGGGAGCACUAACACUGUGGCUAGUGAAGGAGUAACGAAGGAUAGUAUCCCAUGCCUCAAUGUUAAGACACGACCAGUGCGGAUGCCUCCAGGGUAUCAAGCAGAACUUGUUAUUCAGUUGGUCUGGGUGGAUGGUGAACCUCCACAACAGAUUACUAGCCUUGCUGUAAGCUCAGCAUAUGGAAUAGUUGCAUUUGGGAACUGCAAUGGGUUGGCUGUGGUGGAUUUUAUACAGAAGACAGUACUGUUAAGCAUGGGGACCAUUGACCUAUAUAGAUCAAGUGACCUAUACCAACGACAACCACGGUCUCCUCGAAAAAACAAGCAGUUCAUUGCAGACUAUUUUUCUCUCUUUCUUCUGCCUGCUGCUGAUGCUGGUGUUCUGGCAUGUUCCAAAGACAACUUUUGCAUGCGUGGCCUGUCUAACUUUUAUCCUGAUUUAACGAAACGGAUCCGUACUUCCUAUCAGAGUUUAACUGAGCUGAAUGACAGUCCAGUUCCCCUGGAACUUGAGCGUUGCAAGUCUCCCACUCCAGGACUUGCUACCAGAACUCCCGAGGCAGCACCAGGCUUUUAUAGGAAUGAAAUACCAGCUGUGAGACAGAGGAAUCAAGUACAUCACUUGCCAGUUAAAGGAUCAAGAAAGUUAAGUCUGCCAACAGAUCUUAAGGCUGAUCUUGAUCAUGUAAAUGGACACUGCACAAGUCCAACUUCCCAGAGUUGCAGUUCUGGAAAACGUCUUUCCAGUGCUGAUGUUUCAAAAGUAAAUCGCUGGGGUCCUGGAAGACCACCAUUUCGAAAAGCACAGUCAGCUGCUUGCAUGGAGAUUUCUUUGCCAGUUACAUCAGAAGAAAGUCGAGAAAAUUCCUAUAAUCGCUCUAGAAGCUCUAGCAUCUCCAGUAUUGACAAAGAUUCUAAAGAAGCGAUUACAGCACUAUACUUCAUGGAGUCCUUUGUUCGGAAAAAUGACUCUACUAUCUCCCCUUGUUUGUUUGUUGGAACUAGUCUGGGAAUGGUGUUAAUCAUCUCCCUAAACCUACCUUCAGAAGAUGAACAAAGAUUUACAGAGCCAGUCAUGGUAUUGCCAAGUGGUACAUUCCUCUCAUUGAAAGGAGCUGUCCUAACAUUCUCCUGUAUGGACCGAACUGGCAGAUUAAUGCAACCACCAUAUGAAGUCUGGAGGGAUCCAAACAACAUAGAUGAAAAUGAGAAAUCUUGGAGAAGAAAGCUGGUCAUGAACUGCCCCUCUCCAUCCCAAGAAAUAGGAGAUCACCAGUAUACAAUAAUCUGCUCAGAAAAACAAGCCAAAGUCUUCUCACUGCCUUCUCAGACUUGCCUCUAUGUUCAUAACAUCACCGAGACAUCUUUUAUACUACAAGCAGAUGUGGUGGUCAUGUGUAACAGUGCCUGCUUGGCAUGCUUUUGUGCCAAUGGGCAUAUCAUGAUAAUGAGCCUACCUAGUCUUCGCCCAAUGUUGGAUGUUAAUUAUUUGCCACUGACAGACAUGAGGAUAGCACGGACGUUUUGUUUUACCAAUGAAGGACAGGCAUUAUACCUUGUCUCUCCUACUGAAAUUCAGCGGUUAACAUACAGCCAAGAGAUGUGUGAUAAUCUACAGGACAUGCUAGGAGAUUUGUUUACUCCCAUAGAGACACCAGAAGCUCAAAACAGAGGCUUUCUCAAGGGACUGUUUGGUGGAAGUGGACAAACAUUUGACAGAGAAGAGCUCUUUGGGGAAGCUUCAGCAGGAAAAGCAUCACGCAGCCUUGCACAGCACAUUCCUGGACCAGGUGGUAUAGAAGGGAUGAAAGGUGCUGCCGGAGGGGUGAUGGGAGAGCUGACUCGUGCACGGAUCGCACUUGAUGAGAGAGGACAGAGGCUAGGAGAGCUGGAAGAGAAAACUGCAGGCAUGAUGACCAGUGCAGAAGCAUUUUCCAAACAUGCACAUGAGUUAAUGCUGAAAUAUAAGGAUAAGAAAUGGUACCAAUUCUAAACUUCUAAAGAAGCUAUGACUGCUUUGAGAAACCAUUAUUCAGGGAAACCAAAUUUAUUCCCAGCAUCACUAUUCAACUGCUAGAAGUUUCUUCCACAAAAUGUUCCAUUACAGUCCAUCUGAAGUUAUCAUAAGGGAGACUUAUCAGAGACACUGUACAACCCAAAGGCUGGAACCCUGGUUAAAACCCCAAGAUAUGGCUGAAUUUGCCUCUUCCCACGUGGAAUGGAGCUAUCAUCUUGGUAUGUCGUUUGCUAAGGAUUUACAUUUAGGAACUACGGGGAGUCCUGAUUUGAAAAAAUCCUGUACAAACAGAAAGCAUUAAUGCACUUAAUGAAAAAAAUUUUUGCAUGAUAAAUUAACAUCUUAAGAGGAAAAGAAAAAAAAAAGCAUGUUGUGACAGAAGAAAAAAAGAUUUAUGGUAAACUAUUUUUAUAAAUUGGACCACACCUGACAAUUUUUAAAAAUCUGUGUUAGAAGAUAUCAGUGCAUUUCAAGUACAUUUGAAUACCCAACUGAAAAAACAAACAAAACCAGAGUUUUCUUUUCAUCUAUAACUUUCAUUAUACUAGGACAUUAUUGAAUUCUUAUGGCAAGAGUCUGAUUAACGUUCUUCUCUCUCCAUAAUAUUUUACAUUAUUCGCAGUUCUUGGUCACAAUCAAAUAUUGCCAGUACAGUAAAUUAUUCCUAACACAAUUAUAUCCAUUUCUAUCACCUUCAGAACAAGUUGCUAUUUUUAGUCACAAACCGUGCAGGGUUGGGUCACCUCGAAGCAUUCUUUCAGCCUGGCUUGUACUCUGCAGGGGAGUUGACAAUAGGUUUGGGGAAACUAGACUUACAGGAACAAUGCAGUUAGCUUUGAGAACUGAUUUCACACACUCUGGUUUCAGUUUCUAAAGUGAUAUAUUUUUAAUGCUCCAUUUGUAUCCUUGUCUGCCAAUUACACAGUAUAUUACUGUUCAAUCCCAGUGAGGUCUUCAAUUCAAAGGUGCUCUUGCACCCUGACACUCACAGACAAAACUGGUCAUUCUCUUUAGUCUGAUUCAGUAAAACCUCAGUUAAUGUUUUAGGAAAGGGAUUCUGACAUUUCUGAUUAGCAAGGGCUUUCAUUAGAAAUUACUUUUUGGUUCAAUACUUACUACUGAAAAUUGUUAUGAAGUGGUGGUGUUUUUGCUAUAGUGGCUUUAGUCACCAUUAUGGACAACAGAAAUUUUGUCACUCAACAGGCUAAAUAACGUUAAGCCACAGGAUUAUGUCAACAGAUACCAAAUACCUAUUCCUUAUUAAAAGCUCUUUUAAAAAUGGAAUAAAGAAUAUCCUUAACAUGAUAAAAGAUGAUCUAUUAUAACUCAACAGAGAGCUAGUAGAGGCAAACAAAAUAAAGAUGUCUGCUACCAUCAUUUAAUAUGAUUCUGGAAGUCAAAAGUCUUAGGAAAUGAACAUAUGCAGAUUCUGGGACCCAUCCUAUAAUAUGUAUGUUGUUCUUUCAAAAAGAAUCUUUUUUAAGAAAAUUAAUGGGUUUGGCUCUUUGAAUUUUAAUUAAUCAAGGUCUUAUCAGACUCACAUUGUGUUUCUUAAGAAUUCACCAUUUUCCUGAAGUCCAGGCUAUUUGAGUAGUCAAAAAUAGUAUUUCUGCUUGUUUUUUGUUUUUAAAUUUUUAGUGAAUUUGUUUAAAGUGGCACUUCCUUCAAAUGUUCUCAGUAAUUUUGAGAAGAACAAAUUAAUCUUUGAGAAGAGUAAUCUUUGAAAAGAGAUGGAGGAAAGAGUCAGAAAAUGUAUACCAGGAUAGCAUUUCUCAGAGUCCUUGAAUUCUCCUGAUUUCUCAAAAAAGCCUUUCUAUGAAUCUCUCCAGACUCCUGUGAACAGCCUUAGGGUAACAGAACCUGACUUGGAAAUACAAACAUGAUACAUAAAAUUAUAUAGUAAAAAUACUGAAGAAACUUGAGACCAGGAUUUGGAAAACACUGGUAGCCAAAUUGCAGUACACUAUUUGUACCAUCAGUUUCAAGGACCCAGUUUUCUGAUUUUCUGAACAAAUACUUUAUAAUUUCUAUAGUUAAAAAAAACUAAAAGAGUAAAAUAUUGGUUUAUUUUAGAAACAAUGAAAUAAAGUCCAAAGUGGCAUUAAAUUCAAUGACUAUCUCUAAAGCCCCAACAGGAUGUGACUUAACUUGUUCUACAUCAGGGUUUCUCAACAAUGGCACCAUUAACAGGAAAUUCUUUGUUAUGUGGCACUGUCCUUUGCACUGCAGAUGUUUAGCAGCACCCCUGGCCUCUCUCCACUAGAUGCCAGUAGCGACCCCCACUCCCACCCGCCCCAAAAUGACAAUCAAAAAUAUCUCCAGCCAUUGACAAAAUUACCCCCAGUUGAGAGCCACUGUUCUACAUCAUUUGGAGACAGAUUAAAUGUGAAUAUGUAAUAUGUCUUGUAUAAAAUUAAACAUCGUUAGUACACAGUAACAAAUUAUUAUACCCAAAAUUACAUGUGUGAUUCGUAUGCAAUAAAAUACUAUUUUGGGGAAAGCUUACAUGAAUCACUGAAAGAUAACAAUUACAGAAUAUUUUAAAGCAUACAGAAAAAAUACCAGAAAGGACAAAAUAGCAUUUCACAGAAGUGCUUAAAACUGGCUUUAAUGAAUAGAUCAAAAGUUUAUAAUUGGCACGUCAAUCGGAAGUAAGGUGCUUCUGAAAUGCUUGAAAAGAAUAGGUUCUUUUUGUCUUUCAAUAUUGUUUUUAUAAACCCUUUCUUAAUGUAAGGGUAACUUCAUCCCACAAACUCCUGAUUAGUGGAAUACAAAUUAAUGAGGUUUUACUGUAUCAAAAUUAUUUUUCUAAUUCAAAGAGACAGCAAUAACAAGAAUCUAAUAUGGACGUGAUUUUUCUCUUUGAACAUUUCUGUUCUGUGGCACUGACCUUAGCAUGCACACACACACACACACACACACACACACACACACCCACCCACCAUCUUACCAUCAUCAUCAUCUUUGGAAAAGGAGUACUGUUGAUCCAUGUAAUACUUUACAUCCCUCUUCUCUACUAUUUAAAUGUCUUGCCUCUAUCUUGGAACAUAAGAAAAAUACUCCUAGUAACUUGAACAAUGAUAGAGAAAAUGACUCUGAGCCUUAGUUGUCAUCAAAAUUACAUUUUGUCUGCUUAAGGUGACAUCAGAAGAUAAGGCUUGCAAACCACAGUCUCUCUACAAGUUGACCAUAUCUCAUUAUGACUCCCUGAAGAGAUAAGCCCUUCUUAGUGUCCCAGGAGAAAAUGGGCCUUUAGCAUUAUAAUUCAUCAUGAGGCUAGAGGUAUUUUUUUUUCCUGGUUCUAAUAAUGCGAGCAAUAAUCCCUACUAAGAAAUCAUCCAUUAACCUUGGAGUUCGGAGGGAUGGAUGAUUGAUUUAUCAUUUAUUUUAAUCCCCUGCAAGAGCAGUACUACCAGCUCUGCUCUCUACACUUCACUGAGACCUGGACUUAGUGCCCGUCAUCAUCACAGUCAUUAUCUGACUAACUUUGGAAGGAUGGUGACAGAACUGAGUGAGAUGUUUUCUGAUAAUUCAGUCAUAAAGAUAAUUUUUCAAAUCUUUCAUAUAGCAUUUGAAUGAUUCUCCAGUUAAUAAAUCAGAAUCCAAGUCUCUAGUACUCAAAGAUCUUAAGGGAUUGUAAAGGAAAAAGUUUACUGUUGGAGUCCUUUUUUAAAAUGUGAACCAUGUGUCUGUUAUCUGCAUUAAGGGAUCACCAUGGCUUUGAGGAAGGAAGAGGAAAAUCAAGGUUAUGCCCAAGGUUGGUUGAAGAAGAUUAAGAUUAGCUCUUUGAGAUACUUGGUUUUAAAAUGUUUGGCAGAAGGGGAAAAUGAAGCAGAUUUAGAAGAGUAAGCUAAAAGCCCUCUCAUUGGUUUAGGGUCAUUGGGACAACCCAGGAGUAUCUGUGUGAUUACAGCCUGUCUCCAUGGGAAGGCAUUGUAACUUGACCACUUUUGUUCUGAGAGGGCAAUGCCAAAAGGAGUCAGACGUUUCUGUGAGGCCUGCUCUUUGCAUCAGGAGAAACGUGGUAGCCUUCACAGCUUCUUCACCUAUGUCCUCUGUAGCCCCAACCCCACUUGUGACCAGUUACUGUUUCACAGACACACUGCUCCAGGGGCCAGAAAUACUUGCCAGUAAGUCAUGUAUUUGGAUUGCACCAUUCCAGGGAGCAUGGCUGUAGAAUUUUAUUGUAUAUAUGUGCAGACAACAUAGCCCUGAAAGGACAAAAUUCAAAAUAGGAAAGGUCUGACUUAGGAAAGAAGAGGAAAUGCAGUUUGGUACAAGUGGGCUGCGGUAAAGAGGGACAUGGGAGCCAGAGUGAAGCAUAAGAAGCUUUGAUGAGGAACCGAGGCACAGUUGGUCUAUUUAUACAUUUAUGUAGGGAAGUGAUUCUCAACUUUGGCUGUGCAUAAGCAUCACCUAAGGCGCUUCUAAUAUUCCCAGUUACACCAAAAUCUUUCAGAGUGGGAACCAAACAUCAGUAUUUUUGAAAGCCUCCAAGAUAGUUCCGAUGUCCAGCCAAGGUUGAUAACUACUACUAAGGAAGACACAUUUGUCUGCCCUGACCGGUGUCUAAGCCCCACUUCUGAGGGGUCAAGGAAAGCAAGAUAUUGGAGAUAUUGGCCAGAUUGAUAUUUAUUCUGUGUCGCAACCCAAAACAAAUGUUCUGUAUAAAUUUCUGACCAGGCAGUGCCCCAUUAAUUCUUAAUAUCUCUGUCUUUGUGAUUUUCUCCUAUAUGACUGGCCACUAAUUAUUCCAAGUCAAACAUCUAGGUUUCAAUUGCCUUAUACAUGUGACAUCACCAGACACCAAAGAUAUCAUAAGAAAUUCAAUACCAUGCAACGCGAAGUGGAAAACUAAUUCUCAAUAGUUGGAUAGUAGAAAUUCUCAAAACAAUCAUUUACCAAAUCAGGUCCAAAUUUAUUAGUCAUUCUUCAUUUGGAGGAGACAUGGGUACCAGGUACCUGUUCUGCCAUAGCUAUAUUUUAUUGGACUUGAUCUUAGCAAGAAGGGAGAGCAACUCUCCCUUUUUGAUUGUUGUCUUUGCUCUCAGGGCAAAGGAGUUCGGAUUUAUUUUCUUAGUUACUGGACAUGUGUUUAAAGGGAGAAGAAUGCCUGCAGCUGACUAUGUGGCCUCCAGUGCCCUGAAAGAGUGAUUUCACCUUCAAAAAAGGGAGAGUCCGCCUAUCCAAGGCAAUAUUAGUCAAUGAGAAAACAGGAGAGUUCUCUCCUCUCACACUGCUCCCCUCUGGUAUUGGCCCAUCCUUCUCAACUGCAAAGCCAGAAAAUAAACUAGGUGGUAGUUAUGGACAAGUGUGCACAGGAUCAAAAUCUCUAAUAACCUAUAAUUUUUAGUACUUAAUUAUGUGAUGUUUUAUUCUAGGAAAUAAGAAACAGAUGACAUCAUUGAUGUAUCUUUCUUUCAUCUUCAGAAUUUUUGCAUCUUUUCAGAAAAUGACAAAUUACUAUUUUUCUGUUGCACUCAGCAAUUGUGACUAUACUUAAAAUUCUUGUAGUCUGUAGAGAUAUCAAUAAAAUUGUAUAUGUUUGUACAUAGAUGCUCUCUUAUGUUAUAUCAUACACCACUAAUGAUUGUUGCCAAGAUUAAAUAUGGACAGAGGUAAGACCCUCAUUUGCAACAGUGUGAACUAUGGUUUUGCAAACUAAAAUUGUUUUAAACAGGGGAGGUGGGUGGGGGAGCGAUGUACAGCAUAUGUAUUUGAACUAAAAUAGAGAAAGGGAAAAAAAAAACUAAACACAAAUUCCCCAAACUGAAAGAUUUUACUAGUUUAUUAAUCUAAAAUGGUAGAAAUAAAUAAGAUGUACUUACAAAUUCAACAUUCAUACCUACUUCCUCACUUUUUUAAAGUUCAGACUUUAAUCCCAUGCAGGCAAAAAAAUAAGCUAUUAUGGGCUUACACCACCACCUACUGGUUAUUACGAACAUAUAUUAACCAGCACCUGCAAAAGUCCCCCAGAAAGCCUGCACUCUUCUGCUCCUCUGGCUUUCGGCUGCAUGGUUAAUUCCUCUUCACGCACUUUCUUUAUAUUUACCUCCACUGUGGCCUUGGCCAACUACUCUUACUCUUCCAAAUGCUGUCUAAGUAUUUCAGAAAAAAUUUCCCACCACCACCAUUUCCCUCCUAGUUUCGGUUCGAUAUAAAAAUGGGAAAAAAACCGAACCAACCCUAGGCUAAAGAAUGUUUUCUGAUUUAAAGUAAAACUAUUAAGAUAGACUCUUUAAAAAUCCAAAUACCCAGUCUCCCCUUCGGAAUUUUCUCAAAAGGAUCCAUUUACUUCCUCACCCUCUUUGAAUUACAAUCACUCAGGCUUCACGUAUCUGUAAUUCAGUGUUUAAAAUACUGAUUUGACUUUUUUCCUUCCUUCUCUCCCUCCCUCUUUUCUUUUUCCAUUCAUUCAGUCCAAAAGUCAACCAACCUGAGCAAGUUCUGACCACAGCCCCAUGUAGGGACUGCACUGGAGCAGGGUGAGAGGGACAGCCCCUAGGAGGACAGAGCUGGAGCGAAGGGCUGGGUCAGCCCUCAGGUGGUCAGUAGUGGUGCCUGUGUGAGGGAGGCGGUGGAACAGGGCAGAAGCCAGCCCAGCAGGUCAGGAGAUUAGGGACUGAGCAAUUGGGUGAAUACACUGAGGAGGCAGGAGGCAGGUUUCUCACCGACGGAGAAGAACAAGUAAAAGGGAAAGUGAGAAUAACCUCUGUAGCACUGGACUAGAAUUUGAACUGUCAGUAUGAGUUUUCUAUAUACACAUACACACACAUAUAUAUGAUGUAACAAAGUGUGUGUGUGUGUUGUACACAUGAAUAUCCUAAUUCCGAACACCAAGAGGACUAGGAGCAACACCCGAGGAAAAAGGAGCAUACCUAGUGCCUAGAUUUUUAUUUCUAAACACUAUUCUCUGCUAAAAGGAACUGGGGCUCCUUGAAGAAAUAGCUGAUUUCAAGGGUGAAGCAUGUUUUUGUGCCAGAAAAUAUCCAAAGAAUCAUGGGGAUGUGUCAAAAGGACACAGAAGUCAGCUUGCAAAGGAAUAUACAGGCCAAAUCAGGGAUAAUUUGGAUCAAAAAGUAAUGAUAGGAAUUGAAUAAAAUAGGAACUCAUGAGUCCACAUUGACGUUAACUGAUUAAUUAGGAAAAGAGAAAGCUCUUCUUUACUGCAGAAUGUCAACCAACAAAUGUGGAUGGAAUUUUCAAAUUUCUCUUUGGCAACCACUGUAGUGAUAAUAUGGGCAACAAAUACCAGUGGAUUCCAAAACUAGUGGGUUAAAGUGGGAUAGAGGAAUAGGAUAUUUACAUAGUCUCAAAGUAUCUUCAUAAAAAGUACUUAUUAAUCACCAUAUACACACACACACACACACACAUAUAUAUGUAAAUAAUUUUACACUGGAGAAACCCGGCAGACACUAUUUUAAUCAGGUGAUCGAUGUUACCAUCACCAGUAGGGGAACAAUCAUGUGCCAUCUGACAGCAUGUAAUGAAAAGAACACAGCAUCACCUCUGUGAUAAUUCUGCCAAAAAUGAACAAUAUGGAAAUAUUGGAUAAAACCAAACUGAGAGACAUUCUAUAAAAUGACUACCUUGUAUUCCAACUUUCCAAGGUCAUGAAAGUAGAGGAAAGAUGGAUGUUCCAGAUUUAAGGAGACGUGACAAGUGGGUGCAACACAUGAUCUGGAAUUGGACCCGUUUGCUAUAUAAGACAUAAUUGGCCCAAAUCAC
Molecule: messenger RNA, 11654 nt
Organism: Balaenoptera acutorostrata (minke whale)
Lineage: Eukaryota; Metazoa; Chordata; Mammalia; Artiodactyla; Balaenopteridae
Gene: STXBP5L
Product: syntaxin binding protein 5L
Exons: 30
Coding region: 138-3902 (1254 amino acids)
Biological process (GO): regulation of protein secretion; regulation of exocytosis
Cellular component (GO): cytoplasm; SNARE complex; plasma membrane
Molecular function (GO): GTPase activator activity; syntaxin binding; myosin II binding
Source: RefSeq, a predicted model, not a curated record